Branchiostoma belcheri (Belcher's lancelet) is the source of this 993-nucleotide messenger RNA. Its product is annotated as nucleolar protein 58-like. Bases 31 to 945 code for a protein of 304 amino acids. The record is from RefSeq and is a predicted model, not a curated record. Gene Ontology annotation, biological process: Spemann organizer formation; negative regulation of Wnt signaling pathway; Wnt signaling pathway. The transcript is spliced from 6 exons. Lineage: Eukaryota; Metazoa; Chordata; Leptocardii; Amphioxiformes; Branchiostomatidae.
AUUGAACAAUGGACUACUCCUUUUCAAAACAUGGCGGCCACCAUGAGUUCGUCAAGUUCCGAAGAUGAAGACGAAAAACAGCGUCUGAGAGAAGCUGUGAUUGAAGUUGCAGCCUGUACAGAGCCAGAUAGUUCCUCCAGAAGAGACAAGAAAGGGAUCCGGAAAGGAGGUUCUCUAAAACGAAGUCUCAGGGAAGUACAGAAAGAAGAUGAAGAAGCCUACAGUACGGGUAUCUCAGGGGAAGUUCGAGACUUUGUAGCCAAGAAACUCAGCUCCUUUCUGGACAGCUGUAUCACAGACAUGGACAACAAUACAGAGAUGGGGAAAGUGACUGAUGAUGAGGAAAGAGACUGUGGUUUUAGGAUAUUCUCCAGCUCUGAUCCUGGUACAGAAGUAAACCUGACUGGAGUCAGUCCACAGGUCAGGAGGAGAAAACAGGUGGACAGUUCCUCUGGAGACAGUGACUCAGAAGAAGAGAAGGUCAGACUAGCAGAGGCGGCGGUUACCCAUCAGGCCAUACUGCAGGCUUCUGCACCCCUCCAGGUGGCAAACACACCUGGACGCACCUGCAGUGAUCCAGCUUCCACACAAGAAAAGGUAGCAUCAAAUAGUACUAACACUGUCAGCAACAACCCUUCUAACCAGGCAGUACCCAAGAAAAAGAAAAAGGAGAGGAAACGAAAAGAGGAAUCCGUUCAAAGGACAGAAGACACCGGUAGAUCAGUUGAUAACGUAAAUGACUCUGAGCAAAGAUCAAGAAAGAAAAAGAAGUCAAAACUAAAAAGCAAGGAUUUGUCUGCUGAAAAGUUGACUCCGUGCCAAAUUAAAAAAAGACAAGAAAAUGGAUGCGGUAAAGAAGGAAGUAAAGUAGCAGCACAUUCUCUUUUGUCAGAGAAACAUCUUAAGGAGAAGAAGAAAAGGAAAAAGAUUUUAGAUAAUAGUUAAAUGUGACCUACUUGAAAAUAAUAAAGGGUAUUGGAUUGUUAUACAAUC